AUGAUGGAUGUCAAGAGCAGAGAGGCAGCUGGCGGGAAGCGCAGCAAGUCCGCAGCCGAAGCUGCUCUGAAUAGGGGGCGUCAGGUAGGAGAGAUCCCGCGGAAGCUUCCACAGACGGCUUGCUACAAGACAGAAAAACUUCGAGAUGCGGACGGACAGCUUACGCUCGCCGCUCAAGCCGCGCGGUUUCUAACCAACCUCGCCACUGGCGACUGCUCCAUCUACGGCAUCGGCGAGGAGGGUUCUAGCAGCUCCGUGUUUUUGAUGACUGCGUGGAACCACAAUGCUGCCAGGCCAAAGCCUCUGGGGCGGCCCACCAAGAGCAAUGCCUUGCUCGAGACGGUCUACUGGGACACGAUGGGAAAUCCGAGUUGCACCUGCGAUCGUGGCCGUUUGAGCUUUGGUGCACCUUGCGUUCACAAAUUGGCCUUGCAAGCGCUCCAGGAACGUCGGCAAUCGAGCCAUGUCUCAUUGCAGAAGGGGCAGAGGGUGGUGGAGGCGCCGUGCAGUGGCGUGGGGCAAAGAGUGUUCGGAGUGUGCUGGAAUGUCGCUUUCCCCUCGCCUGAAAGGACGAUGGUGCACUUCAGCGCGGGGGCAGAGUUUCAGUGGUACUGCAAGGGGAGGCGUGGGGGCUGCAGCAAGACGGACGACUGCAGUCAUCUUCAGGAGGUCAAAAGAGCGCUACAGGAGAGAGAGGGGGUGAGCAGACUGGAGGGUUGCCUCUUUUCGGAAUCGCAGCUGGAGCGGGCAAAAUUGUGGCUGCACCGGAGGGACGGUGAGGUGGCGGCUGGCAAGGAGCACGUCGCUUCCACGCCCUCGCAAGCUGGUAAAGAAAGUUGCAGUGCGGUCAGCGACGUGGACGGGGAAAAGCUUGAGGUCCUCACGGAUGAGGAGCGUUAUCUGCUCAGCCUUGUUGCCGGGGAGCCGCACGAUGCAGUCUGCAAGGGCGACGCCUGCUUCUGCCAGAUCCCUCGCUAUUUGGUGGAGAGCCCGGCUGGGAAGCGUUCGCGAGCAGAAACGGAAGAUGGGGGUCUCGUCACAGGGUCUUCACAACGGGGAGUGAAACGAAGGUCAAAAGCCUUUUGGGCAGCUCAGGCAGUGGAAGCAGCGGGCGAUGGGCACGAAGAUGUGGCGGACCUUGGGGGGGGUGGGCCGUCAGCAUGCACCGCGAGGGAGCAAGGGAAAGGCGUCGUUCGUGUAUGCGACAGUUGCACUUGCCCUUCGUCGGCAUGCCUUCACGUUGAGUUGGCACGUGUUGCUGUUGUCAUGCCCAUGGGCGCAGAGGGCAUCCAGGUGGAGACUCCGAAGCUAGUGCGCCCGACAGACGGCUUGGCCGUUCAUGACCCCCCCGUCACUCUGCUGAAGCAGCCGGUGAAAGUCCGCAUCUAUUGCUGCAAUUGUCCGGAGAAGCACACGGUUCACUUCAACGGGGAAGCCUUGGGCUUGUACGCCUGGACCAGGAGCGUCAUCGUGACACAAGCAUCUUGUCAACUGCUUCUGCGAUGCGUGCAAGGCACCGGCUCUACCUGCAGCGCUCUUUUAGACGCCAAGAACGCCGUCCGCCAGUUCUACUUGCUGGGUGCCAAACCUCUGUCGAGCGAGACCUGGCGGAGGGCAAGUCUGGGCUUCUUCAAGCUCUGCGGCCGCUCCAUCUUGGAGUGCUGCAGCAUCUGCGGGUCUCAUCCCGCGGUCUUCCUCUGCGACGGGAUUGCAGGCCUCGCCUGUGCGGAUGGUGGGCGCCAGAAAGGGGGGCUGGCUGGCACGAGCGCGGCGCAGCUGCGGCCGUUCACGGCCCCAAGCCAAGAUUCCGCUGGGGUGAACGUCGAGAAGGUGAUGCAGCCGGGGGUGAAUUUCUGUGCAACGGCUUUGGACGGCGGGGGGCCGAAACGGCGUCUCCUGCAACAGCCGGAGUUGCGCACGUUGCUGGCUCGAUUCAGUCGGCAUCACCCGAAGGACCCUGAUCUUGGAGCCCAUUUGAGCAGUAGAGAGUUUGACGAGCUGAUGGUCGCACUUGAUCGAGAUGACGUACAAGUCGUCACCGAGUUCUUUCCAGACCCUGACAAACCGGCUGCUGACCCGGUCCUUCUUCACUGGCGCCGCCGCCUUCUUCUGGACCAGACCGGCUUGAUCCGGUCGAAAAACCGGGCGCUGCUGGUGCUCAUGGAAGGGAUCAAGGCAGAGGCUCUGCAAAGCGAUCCCGGGCAGAGCCCGCCCCGCUGCCCUGGAAAGUGGUCGGAGCUUCUGUACAGCCUCGGCACUCCCAAGUCCGUCUCGGACGAUAGCAAUAUCAUCCAGCAUGGCCGCAGUUUAGCGGUGGUCAGGAAGCUUCUCCUGGGAAGAGUGGCAAACCUAGACGACCGGGCGACUUUGGCUGAGCAUUCCCCCGUCUUGCGCCGAUUGCUAGACCACUACGGCUUUACGUUCCCCUCCUUCUUUCUUCCAACACUGCACCAUCUAUACCGGCUCGCUCUGUUCGGCCGCGGAGCGGUUGGUCUAGGGGUGGGACGCGCUGGGGUCACGCUCUCUGCCAUUGAGGGGCUGGACUACUGUGUUUGGUCAGCGCGGGACCUAGUGGAGCAGCCGCACACAUGGACCGCACACCGCCAGCAGGCUCUCGCAUUUUGGGAGGCGCGAGCUAAUGCUUUGCUACCCGCGGUAGAGCAGCUUUCGCAGCCACAAGCUGCGGUUUAUCCCCUCUCGAUACCGGAGACAGUGCUUUGGAACGGGCGGCUCGGCUUGGAAGCAGAUGGUAACAUCCUCCCCAAUCUCCAUCCCGACCAUCCGUUCUGCAAGGAAUAG
Messenger RNA from Klebsormidium nitens, 2799 nucleotides. The record is from the annotation of a GenBank genome assembly. NCBI's taxonomy places the organism in Eukaryota, Viridiplantae, Streptophyta, Klebsormidiophyceae, Klebsormidiales, Klebsormidiaceae.